Molecule: messenger RNA, 3097 nt
Organism: Synchiropus splendidus (mandarinfish)
Lineage: Eukaryota; Metazoa; Chordata; Actinopteri; Syngnathiformes; Callionymidae
Gene: snx17
Product: sorting nexin 17
Exons: 15
Coding region: 539-1957 (472 amino acids)
Biological process (GO): signal transduction; intracellular protein transport
Cellular component (GO): early endosome
Molecular function (GO): phosphatidylinositol binding
Source: RefSeq, a predicted model, not a curated record
GAGAGGACAACACUGUGAACGAGUCGAUUUUAACGGCAUUUUAACCAUCGCCAUCCUCCUAUUGCCUUAAGGAUGUCGUUUUAAAUCGCUGGCUUUUAUUGCUGAAGGACUCCAAGCCAAGUAAUCACCAAACUCGCCUGUCCACUGCAAUAUUUUGCAAGGUUUGUCAUCGACGCUGCGGGCUUUGCAGGAACCGACUUCUCAUUACAACCACCUGGUUGUGUGUUAGCAUAGAAACUCUUGUUUUGCGUGGUGAAACCUCAAAACUUAGCCAAAGCUGUGCAAAGACGCCUGCUGGGAAUCAGCUGUUAUACCACACGACAUGGCACCAACGGGGAGUUAGAAAAGUUUAACUACUGCGGCAGCUCGUUCCAUGAGUUGAGACCGUGCAAACUAUCGCAGUCUCCCCGAACCACGCACCGCUGUACUCGGACUCACUGGUGGAUGAGAGUCCAGCUACACCCUCGCUUGACUUUUGUAGAGAUUCCGACUUCUUCAUCGUCGAGUCUGGUCUGGGGAACUGUCUGCAGGACAAAAAAUGCAUUUCUCCAUCCCAGAAACGGAGGUUCGAUCGGGGGAAAAUGGCUCAACGUAUGUGGCCUACAACAUCCACGUCAAUGGCGUGCUGCACUGCCGGGUCCGCUACAGUCAACUUCUCGGCCUACACGAACAAAUGAAAAAAGAAUAUGGCAGCAACGUGGUCCCGGCAUUUCCCCCAAAGAAGCUCUUCACGCUGACCCCCGCCGAGGUAGAGCAGAGACGAGAACAGCUGGAGAAAUACAUGCAGGCCGUACGUCAGGAUUCCCUGCUUGGAGCCAGUGAGAUGUUCAACAGCUUCUUAAGAAAAGCACAGCAGGAGACGCAGCAGAUCCCCACUGAGGAGGUGGCUCUCGACAUCUGCCUGGCCAACGGUCAGAAAAUCUCCGCCGACAUUCUGACCUCAGAUCAGACGGAGGACGUGCUAGAGGCUGUGGCAACCAAGCUGGACCUUCCUGAGGAGCUGGCCGGGUUCUUCAGUCUCUUCCUGGUCCAUGAAGAUGUCGACGGAGGUUUAACAUUUGUGCGGAAGCUGCAGGAGUUUGAGCUGCCGUACGUCUCCAUCACCAGCCUGCAGUCCUCAGACUUCCACAUACUCCUGCGGAAAAGCUACUGGGACAUGUCUUACGACGGUGACGUCAUGGACAACAGGGUGGGCUUGAAUCUGCUCUAUGCUCAGACGCUGUCGGACAUUGAGCGCGGCUGGAUCCUGGUCAACAAGGACCAGCACCGGCAGCUCAAGUCUCUGCAAGAGAAAGGCUCCAAGAAAGAAUUCAUCCACCUGGCGCAGACACUCAAGUAUUACGGUUACAUCAAGUUCGACCCCUGCGUCACGGACUUCCCCGAGCCCGGCUGCCAGGUCAUCAUCAGUGCUGGCAACAAUGAGCUCAACUUCCACGUCAAGCUCCCCAACGAGCAGAUGAAGGAGGGCAGCUUCAAGGUCACACGCAUGCGCUGCUGGAGGGUCACGUCCUCGCAAGUGUCACUCUCCAAUGGCACCACCACCCCAUGCAGCUCUUCCAAGUGUGAGGUGAAGUUGGAGCUGGCCUUCGAGUAUCUCAUGAGCAAAGAUCGUCUGCGGUGGGUCACCAUCACAAGUCAGCAGGCCAUCAUGAUGAGCAUCUGUCUCCAGUCCAUGGUGGAUGAGCUGAUGGUGAAGAAGUCCGGAGGAAGCAUCAAGAAGAUGGUGAAGAAGCGACUCAACAGCUCCUCACACCGACUGGACUCCCAGCAAGCUGUGAAAUCCCCCCCUCUACUGGAUUCUCCGGAUUCAAACCGCGAGCAGAUCGUCAAGCUGUCGACCAAGCUCAGCUCCGUCUCCCUGCGAGGAAUCAGCGCCUCCAACUCGGCCAACGACAUCAGCGGCAACGAUUUCCACGGCAACUAUGCUUUCGAAGGUAUCGGAGAUGACGACCUGUAAGCUCAGAACCCCGUCCCUGCCACUCGACCCCCCCGCCACCUUCAUUCCACUGUGAGCCGAAGCUGAGUGGACACACGAUUGUAGCAUCCUCGGUCCACAAAUCUCUGCCUUAUCGCUUCCUUCGCCACAAGCUCCGCCCCCUCCGACUCACUUCUGAUCAUGGCUUCUUUGACCUGACUGGUGGACUGACCCACCUGCGGCUGUCAUACGGAGGGAUGACUGAAGAAAGGUUGGACCGGACACUAGUGACCGCCCAGCAGAUCACUCCUGAUCACAGCUGCAGUUUCACUCCAAAUCAUCCCCUUCCAUCGCGAAGACUCUCAUGCUGCCUUCAGGAACAUUCCACCGCCUUAACUCCUCCUCCUCCUCCUCUCAUCUGGAUCUCUUUGCACACGAUCCCGGCUGAGGACGAAUGUUUCCGGUGGGGACGGGGCUUUUUCCAAUCCAUUCCCGGUUUUAUUUUUUAACCAUUUUUUUAAAAAAAGGUUUUUCAUAAAAUGCCAAAUUAUAGUUUACUAAAGCAUUUUGCACAGAAUAAACCUGAAAAGUCACUUUUUUAUAUCAUGUAAUUAAGUAUUAUCGACUCGUAAGUGUAAUAAUCUGUAGCUACCUGUAAUCGCAGAUGUAACCUGAGCUGUAGAGAACAAACCUUUAAAUUGUUGUUUACAUUUUAAACGUUUACAGCUUGUUUUAGUUCCGUUUUUUGGGGUCUGGUGUCACAUGACGACGCUUUGUGUAUCGUGCCAAUCAUCCCGCGUUCCAUUCGUCGAGGGGCUUCGAUUGUGUGGCGCGAGAUUUCGUGAGACUCGCGGGUGCUUCAGUGCUGCUGAUCACGUGUGUAGAUGCCAAAAUUCUCAAAGUGCUUACUCCUCCACAACGUUUUGAUCAUCACAAUCGACCGUCUUCCAUUUGUUCUGAUGUUCAAAUAAACUCUGAAACGGAAUUUGUUUGGGUUGUUGUGGGCAUGCGCCGUCACAUCGAGACGUUGAGACGCUCUCCGUCCGACCAUCGUGGCAGCACAGAUUGCGCCACCCAGUGCCGACUUUCCAGACUACACAUACACUUAAAUUCAACAUGCGUGAAACGCGAGGAGACAGCGCCAUCCAGUGGGCAACCUUUUUUACGGUUCGAUUCACGAAA